Molecule: messenger RNA, 5635 nt
Organism: Leptidea sinapis
Lineage: Eukaryota; Metazoa; Arthropoda; Insecta; Lepidoptera; Pieridae
Product: zwei Ig domain protein zig-8-like
Exons: 10
Coding region: 297-1259 (320 amino acids)
Biological process (GO): synapse organization
Cellular component (GO): neuron projection membrane
Source: RefSeq, a predicted model, not a curated record
UGGCGAAAUAGGAAAUCUUUGAUACCUCGUAUACCUUUCAGUACAGCUCGGGCCUUCGUACUGAGCGCACAUAUAGUAUGGAGGCGAUUUUGUCUCGGAAACUUUAAAUACGAACACGUAAAGGUGAAUUUUAAUUACGGUUAAUAAUGUAGUCGGUUAUUUUGAAACUCUUGUGUUUGCGUGUUACUCAGCAUGUGAUUAUUUGAAGUAAUUAGUGAUGGCGAAUGAUUCAUUAACUAGCUGUUAAAUGAAUAUGAAAUUAUAGAUAACCUGCUUGGCGGGUAGGAUGCAGCGGCAUGCUCUUCGCCGCAUUUCUUAUGGCUCUCCUCACAAGGGCGACUGCCCCGACCACUCUCAUAACGGAGGUUCCCGGAACUGACGCCAUCAACAUUACCGCACCCCCGACAGUGUUUCGCUUGUUAAUUAACAAAUCACUGCCGUCAACUCGCCGGAAAUCUGAUUCACCAAUGCUCAACUACAUAUUUGAUUCGUACGCUACUAGCAAUAAACACUUCCAUGACAAAUUCAAAGCACCCUCGUUUGAUGGAGACAUGAAUUCGGACACAAUUAUAAAUGCAGACACCGGCUCCACGAUUCUUUUUGAUUGUAAAGUGUCAUCGCUGAGAGAUAUAACGGUAUCUUGGCUACGUGUGUCGGAUGACGAAAACUUGGAAUUACUGACUUUGAACCUUAACACAUACACUGCAGAUUCUAGGUACAGAGUGGAUUUGGCUGGCGAAAACUGGAAGCUCACCCUAAUAGAUGCAAAACUUCAUGAUUCUGGAAUCUACUGUUGCCAUGUGUCCACACAUCCGCCAAUGUUGAAGCGAUUCAAAUUAAUUGUACAUCCGCCUGAAAUAAGAAUGAGCAAGGAGGCUUUCCUUGAAACAGGGGAGACGCUAUCGCUUAAAUGUUCCGUAUUGCAUUUAAGCACAGGGGAGGCAGAGCCAGAGUUACGCUGGUACCGAGAAAAUAACAAUUUGUCACUAGAUGAGAUCAGAGGAGGUGUUUCAGUGGAAACGGACCAUUUGACGCUAACUAGCCACUUACAAGUUGCUCGACUCAGGUUGGAAGACGCGGGAAACUACACCUGCGCUCUGGAAGCUCCUCUGCAAAUGAAGACAAUCACAAGAGUACACGUUCUUCAAGGUUCCAGUUUAGGCGAGCUACAAAGCGGAGUCAAAACCACAACAAGCUACGUCGGCCUCCUAUUACCCAGCUUUAUCAUCCUGGGGACCCGACACGGUGAUAUAAGGUGACCUGAUUAGACAUAGAACACCUGGAAGGAACGAAUGAAUUUUUAUGGGAACAAGUUAUUGUAAGAUGUGAUUACCCGGUUUGGAGUUUGGACUGAGAGUGUAGAUUUAAGUUAUAUUAUAACUUAAUGUCUGUGUAACUUUGCAUCGUGUUAAGUUUAAUUUUAAUUAAAAAAAAUAUUGAAAUAGGCGUUACUUUGCCUUGUUGUUCGCACGAGACAUGUCUCGUCGCGAGAUAUGUCUCGUGCCAGAUUUUGGCGAGACAACACGUUCUGAGGAUGCCUCGUGUAGAGGCAAAACACGUGUCGAAUUGUUUAAAGACAAAUAUUGGCGUAAUUAACACUAAAGAAAACUCAAAUCAUUUUAAUAUUUCAUUUAAUCGUCAUUUUUAGACGAGGCUUGUUUGUUGUUAGUUGACGAGUUGUUAUUUGUGACACCAAAAUAUAUUUUAUUUUUAAUAAAACUUUAGUAAUCUGUUUGUAACGUCAAAUUAAUAUUACUGAAUGUACUGGAAUUUUAAACUUUUCUUUUAUAUAACUAUUUCUCAAUUACGGUUCGACAUAAAAUAUUUAAACCGAAUGAAUGAUUCAUUGGUCAAAAUAUGAUUUGACAGUUCGAUUUAAAAGAGAGAAAUAAAAUCGGUGUGGGCGGAUUGAUAUAAAUGGUCGUUUUCACGGUGGGCGAUAACGUUCACAAAACGAUAUCGUAAGACUGAGAGUUUAAUACGUUUUCUUACGUACGAUUUACGAAUUCACGAUGUAUCGGUAUCGCCACGUAUCUAUUCACUGACAGUGAUAUUGUACCGAUAUCGGUGAACGAUACAGUGCGAGUCGUUCGCAUAUUAUGGAAGUAUACAUACAAAAAAAUUAGGCUUCAAAUAUCGCACAGUUUUUAGGUUUUUGUUGGCACAACGCAUAGCGAUAUCGCUGUGGUUGGAGCUAACGAUAUACAAGCGUAUGUUUAUACCAAUGUGAAAACGACCAUUCUCGUUUAAGCGGGGUUUUCACUAUGCGAAUUCAUUCGGAUGACUAUUCGAACUAGCAAACAAGUGAUCCAAUCGCACGGUCAAUGGUCUCUUUGGUCGAAGUGAACUCGAACGUCCGAAUCGGAGGAUUUUAUGUGGUGUCAUUGUAUUUUGCCUUAAGAUUUUAGAGUUUGCUUUUAGGUAUAUUAAAAACAUUUAAUUAACUGUCUCAUCCACUGUUAUUAAGUUGAAGUUUAAGUCUUCAAGUGUGAUUGGGGGGGCUUUGAUUUAUGUUCUGAUUUAUAAAAAAUACCCUUUAACGAUUUACUUUAGCCAUUAACUAAAUAAGUUAUUGUUAUAUUUAUCGUGUAUGAAGAUAUACAUUACUCGGAUUGCGGACUCCGAUGUGCGUAAACCAGAAUCCGAGUCUGGUCCGAGUGUUCGCGGAUAGUGAAAACCCCGCUUUAUACCUCUUUAUAUAAUUUUAAAUAUUCCUUAUAAAUUCAUAGCUAAUAUAAUGAUAGUCCGUCCUUGGCAGAAUACUAUCCAAACCUAAUUGCGGGUCUAAACAUGAUGUCACGGUGCAAGAAAUUGUAACUAAAAUGGUCAUUCCAGGUCUUAUUAAAAAUAAACUAGUUAAUACAAUUAUUAAUAAUGUAUAAAUUAUGAAUAUUAUGUACUUGCAUAUCUAGUAGACAUAUCUAUGGUAAGAAUAAUAUGAAUAAAUAAAAUAAUAAGUGUUAUGUUUGUAUAGAAGAAAAAUAUGUUAAGAAUUAUUCGGUGUUUAUAUAAUAAGUAGUCCCACAUAUCAAAUAGCGUCAACAUAAAAAAUAAACAAUAUAAUAUUAAAUAUUAUGUUGUAAAAUUAAAUAACGAAACACAUGAUAAAAUACAAACUAAACCAAGUUAUCUUUUAUUACAAAUUCUUAUUUUUUACUUCUGGGAUCAAUUAUAAAAAUAAAAUUUAAAAACAAAAUUUAUGAACGAUGUGGGACUCGAAUCCGAACCUCCUGCGUUCCGUGCAAGCGCUCUUCCAACUGAGACAACCGUUCGAGUAACGUAUCGUUGAUAAAUCUUGCAUGUCUUGUUCAACACUCAGGUUGUGGCUCAAUCUACAGGACUCAAUCUACUUUACAGUUGAUAACCUGCUCAAUCCCAAUAUUUGCAUAUUAGGAAAUUGACUUGAGAUGUCGCUCUUUCAAGUCUAAAUAAUUUGUUUCUUUUUUAAAGUGAUAACCAUCACUUCUGGUAUUAGCUACACAAAUAAAACUUGAAAAUAAAAUUUAUGAAUGAUGCCGGACUCGAAACCGCGACCUCUCGCGUUCAUUGCAUUUCAUGUUGUUGGUCAGUAUAUGGUAUAUGCAAAUUGUCAGACAAGAUUAUUGAGAAGCAUAACACGAAAUAAUUCUGCUAUUUUUCUGUAUAAAAAACAGUAUAUUAUUCAUGUCUUUUACUCAUUCUUAAUUAGUACCACAAAUACUUGAUGCCGAAAAUAAUUCGUCUUUCUUUUCCUAAUUUAUAACCGUAACCACGAUUGGUUGGUUAGAAAUAUUGGCUUCAAAUAAAUAAAACAUAUAUCGUGAAUACCUGGAAUAAUUUUAAACUAUGCUAACACAGACUACAAGUACCUUGCUGUAGAACUACAUUAUUUCAGAGAAACUGUUUGUGUAUGUGCAUAAAAAUCUAUAAUCAUAUUCCAAAAAUAAUAAGAGAGGUAUCGUCAAAUAGGAAGUUCUCAUCUAAAUUGAAAAUAUACCUCAGUAAAAACUGCUUAUAUUCAUUAGACGAAUAUUUUCAACUAAAAACUUGACUAUAUACUACACUGGCCUGCAAAAGUAAGUAUCACACUUUUCAAAUUAAUUUUUUUUCUUAACUAUAGAAGGUAGAGAUUUAAGAUUAAAAACGUUUUGUUGCAAAUUUUAUAGGCUUUAAUUCUUAGAAACUAAAAUUAUACAUUAGUAACAUUUUUAACUUAAAAAAGAUAAAACAAUGAAAAUAGACAUUUUUAGUUUAGUGUAAAAAAUUCAACUAAAAUGUAUUACAUGUUAUUUAAUUUUUAAUAACUGGUAUUGCCUCCUAGAGCUCUGAUUACAGCUUCGAGCCGGUUUGGCAUACUGAACAAUAGGUUUCGGAGCCGAUGUUGGGGAAUAUUCUCCCAUUCUUCUACCAGGGCCUGCUUUAGUGCCCUGAGGGUAGUAGGUGGUGGUCUGCGAUUUCUGACUAGCCUCCCAAGCUCAUCCCACGCGUCUUCAAUCGGGUUGAGAUCAGGACUUCUUGAUGGCCAAGCCAUCACGCUGAUACCGACCUCCUGAAUAUACUCUUGUACGAUAUGAGCCGUGUGUGGCCGGGCAUUAUCAUGCAUCAGCAUCGAUCCAUCACCCAUAUUUGCUUAAUACGGCCCUGCAUACUCAUUGAGAAUCUCUUGAGCAUAUCUUUGCCCAGUGAGGGUGCCAUUUUCUAUGGCUACUAGCUCUGUGCGACCUUUUGAAGAUAUGCCAGCCCAUACAUGUACACUGCCUCCACCGUAUUGGACUCUUUCUGAGAUGCAGUCUUGAAGGUAUCGCUCACCAGGUCGCCUGUAAACACUUCGCCUUCCAUCAGAAGUGUAAAGGGAGAAUCGAGACUAAUCUGCAAACAAAAUUCUUGACCAUUCUUCUUCAUCCCACUGCAUGUGUUCACGGGCGUAUCGCAGUCUCGCUACUCGAUGCUGUCUCUCGAGUUUUGGGCCACUCGCUGGUCUUCGGGGUUUCAAAUUUGCUUCAGCAAGUCUUCUUCUCACUGUACUGUCAGUAAUGUAGUCCCUCCGGGUCUGAAGUAGCUGUUGCUGGACUUCAACUGCAUUUUGGCGGCGAUUUCUUAACACAGUGGAAAUAAUAUAACGAUCUUCUUGGGCACUGGUACACCUGGGUCUGCCAUUACAAGAUCUCCUCAGAUGGUGUCCAGUCUCUUCGUACCUUCGCUUUAUCUUCUGGACCGUUCGUACGGUCACAUCCACCAUUCUUGCAGUGCGACUCAUACUGAUGCCUAGUUCCAGAAAAGCGAUGAUCCUAGCACAUUCUUCAACUGAAAGAGGCAUGAUAAAUAAAUGUUAUGUGCUGUUUAGCAUAAAUUUUUAAAACAAGACCCAUCGAUCUUGAAAAAAAUUUAAAACAGAAAGAAAAAUGUGAAUGGUAAAAUUGUAAUUCGGAAACGUCCACUUUGAAAAAGGAAUGGUUUUGUUUUUGAAGUUUUUUUUCAGCCAAUUCUUAAAAGAAGGUUACCGACUAUAAAGUUUUUAUGUACAAAAUUAAAUUCUCUUUGGAGUCCUUUUAAUUUCGAAAGUAUAUCUUGUGAACUUAAAACGUUAUCCCAAUUUUAAAAGUGUGUUACUUACUUUUGAAGGCCAGUGUAUAUAAUACUGCUACUUAUCUUUUGU